Molecule: messenger RNA, 1167 nt
Organism: Caenorhabditis briggsae
Lineage: Eukaryota; Metazoa; Nematoda; Chromadorea; Rhabditida; Rhabditidae
Gene: Cbr-ttm-1
Product: Protein CBR-TTM-1
Exons: 3
Coding region: 1-1167 (388 amino acids)
Biological process (GO): response to zinc ion; zinc ion transmembrane transport
Cellular component (GO): plasma membrane
Molecular function (GO): zinc ion transmembrane transporter activity
Source: RefSeq, a predicted model, not a curated record
AUGACAAUGUCGAAACGUGACUCUUCCACCUCGAAUCUACCAACCAAUAUCGAAGAAGACACUCAAUCAGUGAGCUCAUCGGAUUCUGGCGUUUCCGCUGAUUCCGAUCAUGGACAUGGUCAUAGUCAUGGCCAUGGACACGCCCAUGACCAUUCAGAUGACUCGGAUUCGAGUUGUGAUGGCCAUGAGCAUAAGCACAGUCAUAACGAUGAUAAGCAUUUAAAGGGUCGCCGAGCAGAAAAAGUAUUAUGGGCUGUGGCAGGCCUCUCCGCUGUCUUCAUCGCCGCAGAAUUCGUGGGAGGCUUCUGGGCAGAAUCCCUUGCAAUUAUGACAGACGCCGGACACAUGCUCAGUGACUUGUUAUCUUUUAUCAUCUCAAUUUUCGCCAUCAGAUGUGCACGUCUUCCCCCAUCCAAACGUCUCUCUUUUGGAUAUGAAAGAGCAGAGGUUCUAGGAGCUCUAACCUCGAUUAUAAUUCUCUGGGUGCUAACUACCGUACUCGUAGUUGUGGCAAUUCAAAGAAUAGUGAAUAAUGAGCAUGAUGUGGAUGCGAAUAUCAUGUUGAUCACUGCAGGAGUUGGAGUGCUCUUUAAUAUUAUAAUGGGGUUGGUCCUUCAUUUUGGUACAGGAGGACAUGGACAUACCCACGGAGGACACUCGAAUCAUGGACAUUCUCAUGAUGGAAAAAAUGUUAAUGUUAGAGCCGCCUUAAUUCAUGUGAUUGGAGAUUUGGUUCAAUCGAUUGGAGUAUUGAUUGCCGCCAUUAUCAUUAAGUUCACUGGAUGGACCUUGGCUGAUCCCAUUUGCACAUUCCUCUUCUCCAUUAUCGUGUUAUUCACCACUAUUACGGUCAUGAAAGACAUCUUCUUUGUGCUUAUGGAAGCCACGCCCACGCAUUUUGAUUUGAGCGAUGUGAAGAAGGUUUUGGGAGGAUUGGAGGGGGUUAAAGGAGUGCACGACUUGCAUUUGUGGAGUAUUGGAAUGGAUAAGACAGCGUUCUCGGUGCAUUUGGCUUUGGAAUCCCCCCAUCGUGCCAUGGAGACCGUAGUAGAGGCCCGCUCGUUGAUCCGUCGUCAGUUCGGUGUCUCAAAUGUGACAAUUCAAGUGGAAAAGUUCGAUGCUCAAAUCGAGUCAUGUGAUACUUGCAUUCAACAAGAAACUGCUUAA